CUUGCAAAGAUGUUUCAGUCUUUCAUUUUCUCAGAGGAAUGUCUUCGGGCCGAUGGGAGUAGCUUUAAAAUUCUAUUUGCAUUUGCUUUCUUUACUAGCAUGGCUAGUUGUUUUGACAAAUUUCUAGAAUAGUAUUCUGCUCUUUGAAGCAAAAUUGUGGGUAUUUCCCACUGCAUGCUCAAUAUGCAGCCCUAGAAACCAGUCUUAACUGGAUAGAAACUAAAGAAAUCUGUGGAAAUUGACCGCGUGACUGUGGGGACUCCCCCUAUGUCAAUUUGCAUGUUAAACUUCCUCAAAUGUUCGUAUAUAAGAAGAACUUAUGCUGCAAUUCGCUAUUGGCGGCGAAAGAACCCAAGAUUAUCAGAGCAAGUCUAGAAGGAAAGCUUUAAAACGCAAACAUGGUUCAGGUAACUGAGAUUCAGUCGUGCUAUCGUAUGAUCAAACAGGAACACAAUCCUGACAGAGGGGGAAACCUCAUGAUGGCAGUUUUGCCUCAGACCGAAACUCAACAUGGUCUUCAAAUCGCAAUAAAGUUUAUUGGAAGCCACAGGAGUGCUCAAACAGAUUUUAAAAUUGACCGGCCUAAACCUGGAGCAAAUACCUUUAGUAUUGAGUUACAUGACAACCUUUAUUACUUGUGUGCAGAAAGGGACAAAGUGUUUCUACAGAAACUGGUCGCCCAGCAACCCAAUGAUGAAAAGUACUUGUUUGAAGUUAAAUAUGUAAAUGAAAGUAGUGGUUACAUGUCUAUUAAAUCAAAAAAUACUGGGAAGUACCUUGCUAGUGAUGACAGAGGAAAUGCAUUUAUGGAGGAAGUCAAGCAUUCUUCACUGUUUGAUGGCCAGCCAACAGACAGAAGAACAUGGUUUAAUCUGCUCUUUGUGGAAACAGUGAAAAGAGAAAGAGAAAGUACAUUACAUAGUUGUAACUUCGAUGACACAAGUCUUGAUUAUUCAGUCAGGUAUCAAACUCAAGUAGAAGCCUGUUAGGUAUUACUAAGUAGCAAUGUGAAAAUUAUUUACAAGAAUAAGCUAGGAGAAUUUUAAAAUUUUUUCAAUCUUGGAACGUUUUUGUACCAGGAGUUCAAAGAUACUGAUUUAGUUUUUUGAGCAGUGUAUAUUUGCUUAUUUUGUGGUUUACACUUUUGAUAAGUUUUUUACAUUUCAGAUGUAAUGAAGAAAAAAUUAGCUCAAGCUUUUUUUACUGUUAAAACAGUCCAGAAUAACUGUUAAGACUAAUUACAAUAAAAUAAUACAGUAUAUUUCAUAAAGUUUAAUAGUUAAGAGGCCUAUUCAUACUUAAAAGUAUUACAUAAUGUUUGCUAACAAAUACAACUUAAAAUGUUGUAACAAAUUGUAACUGGUACUUUACCCAGAAUAUACGUUUUACUCUAUGAGUAUAUUAAUUUAUAUCAAAAUCAUUUUUGUACACCAAAAUUUGUUGUGUACUCAUUUAAAUACACUCACUAGUGUGUAUGUUGUUAUUUACAAUGAUUUCAGAAUAAAAUAAUUCCAAGCUGGGUUUUUUUAAUAAUUUGUUAAAAGACUUGAAUGUAUUUCAAACUUCACUUUGAACUGUAGAAUCUUUACAAGCCCAAGUAGCAUAGAAUGCAGUCUUGGAUGUUGUUUAAUCAAAACAAAAGCAUUGACCAGGCCAUUAGACAGACAGUAAUUCUGAAUAAAAAAGGUAAAAGUUGUAAGGAGUCAUUGGGAACUCAGAGUAAAGACUUGAAACUGGUUGCAAGUCAGGGAAACAUAAGCAACCACGUGAGCUAAGUGUGUGCUAAUCAAUUUGAAGCUUCAACAUCCUCCUCCCCCACAGGUAUUCAACCAUUGUCUGCACCUGGGGGUUGGGGAAUUUUUUAACCUUGCUUGGGUGGGGUGAGGCAUUUGAACUUGAAGUGUCAAGUCUUUCCUCCUGUGUAAUACAAAGGUAUUAAUGGAGGAAUUUAAUGAGAAAGAGCGUUAACUUUCAUAGAUGGCUUAGAAAGAAAAUUUUCACAUUGUAGAAUGAUGCUUACAAGUGAAAAACCCAACAGCUCUACCAAGAACUAAUAUGUGAGUUUCCUAAGUUCUACAGCAUUCACACAAAGAAUUGUUCAAUAUUGGGUGAGGUCUUUGAAAGCAAUUUUGGCCGGGGGUGAGAGGGAGGUGGAAAAUUGAAGGUGCCAAUUUUCAAAAGCUCAAAUGCCAAUGGGGGUUGCUAGGUGGGGGAGGUGGAUGUUGAAGCUUCAGACUGAAUGCUGCAUUACCAGCCACUCAAACAAGUAGCAGAAAUCAGGGCUAAUGAUCAAAUCAAUAUUGGCUUUAGUUCAAUUUGAAGACUGAUUGGUUAAGAGGAGAGGGUAUUCUCUUCAUGAUCACUAUGUAUUGUAAAGCUAAACAAAAUGAAUGCAAUGCCAAGUUAGUUUUGACAUGUCGCUGAAAAAUUGCUUCAUAGUGAGACAUCAAGGUCUGUUUUAAGCAUUGCUUACAACCAAGCAAACAUUUAAAACAGAAACCUCACAGAGGCUGAUAAAACUUUUGCAAAUGGCAACUGUGUGACCAACAUAAUUUCGAACUGGUGAUUCGCUCAAGAUGUUGACGUUGAUUUCUGGUCAUGUCCCAAGAAUUACUUUUCAGGGAGGAGAGUGCCAAGGAGGAACAUCUGGACAAUCAUGCUAAAGGGUUUGAUUUCAUCUUGUGUUGUAUGAAAUUCAUGUUCAUUCAUACGUUGAAAGAAUUUAAAAAAAAGUGAAGGAAUCGAUAGUACGGACCAUUCGUUGUUGAUAUUAGGGGGGUGGGCAGGUUAAUAAUUAAGCAGUUCCAACUGAUUUUGUAAGUGAUUGGCAAAAAGAUGUUCAUAAAAAAUGUAAUCUGUAUUUUUCUUUUUGUCAUGUGGGGUUCGUGGGGGUUUGAUUUCCGCACAACAUGCGGUGAAGUCACAGACUUCCUUCGCUUUUCCUGCAAGGGGGUUUAAAAAUUUUCGUUUCGCUUUGCAACAGUUUUCCAAGCUCCUCCC
Molecule: messenger RNA, 3000 nt
Organism: Stylophora pistillata
Lineage: Eukaryota; Metazoa; Cnidaria; Anthozoa; Scleractinia; Pocilloporidae
Source: RefSeq, a predicted model, not a curated record